UCAAGAAUGGAAACAGACUGCAACCCCAUGGAGCUGAGCAGUAUGGCAGGGUUUGAAGAAGGUUCCGAGCUGAAUGGUUUUGAAGGCGCUGACAUGAAAGACAUGAGGCUGGAAGCCGAGGCCGUUGUCAACGACGUGCUCUUUGCUGUCAACAGCAUGUUUGUCUCCAAAAGCCUGCGCUGCGCAGACGAUGUGGCCUACAUUAAUGUGGAAACCAAGGAGAGGAACAGAUACUGCCUGGAGCUCACUGAAGCAGGGCUUAAGGUGGUAGGUUAUGCUUUUGACCAGGUAAAUGAUCAUUUACAGACUCCCUACCACGAAACAGUCUACUCCUUGUUGGAUACGCUCAGCCCUGCCUACCGGGAAGCGUUUGGAAAUGCACUCCUCCAAAGACUGGAAGCUUUGAAAAGGGAUGGACAGUCAUGACUCAGCUUUGUCCUCUGAGAGGGGCUGGUGCUGGUCCAGAGUGUUGACAUAAGGCGUGAAAUUCUUGCAUAUGGUCAUAGAAAACACAUCUUUGGUUUUGUCUUUAUCAUAGGCUCCAAAUUUAGGCUUUUGACUUCAGAGAUUUUUGAGUAAUGAAUUGUCUUAGUUUCUGAUUGACUAAAGGAAUUCGAGGCCGUUGCUGUGACACCAUUGUCAAGACAUUCACAUUUCUUCAUAUAAUAUCUCUGCAUUUCAAACCCUAAUCAGUAUUUCAUUCUCUUACUACAGGGCUUUGAUGCUGCCAGCACUCUCUUUCACAUAGAAAAUUCUAGAUUUGCACAGUAAUAUAGGAAUUAGAAUUACCUGACUGUACACUUUGAUUCAGCCUACUAAAUCCAGGGGUUCAAUACUAGCUUGGACUGACUUUGUAGGAAUUAUUUUGCUACUAGCCUUAUUGGAAACAAAUUAUCAACUAGUUUCCCCUGCACAAAUUUUAAAAUUACUGCUUCACUUAAUCUAUUUAUAUUGCUAAUAUGAAUUGAUAAAGAUGAAUAAUUAUAUAUUGCUUAACUAGUAUUAAAUGAAAAACAGGAACUGAAGUAGUUCUGUGUCCCAUGUUUGCAACAGCCAGCCAACUAAGAGAGGACAAGCCGUUAGCAAAUGAAUGUAAUAAUUACUCAUUUCUAAGGUCUCUAAGCACAUAAGCAAAUCCAGGAACACACUCCAUUCUUUCUCUUAACAAAAAGCAUCUCCGGUGUGGGUGAUUUAAAAGAAGGAAGAUUCUGGUUCCCUAGAAGAUGAUAUUUUGGCCUGUGUUGAUUCUUAUUCUGAAUGUUUGUUUACAUGAUGUAUAGUAUAUAUUCAGAAAGUAUUUUUGCUUCAGCGUUUGCUUUCUAUAAUGUAGUGCUUUGGUAUUUCCAUGGCACCCACCUUCCCCAACAGAUGUACAGUGUUCCGUCUCCGUGCUCAAUCUACAAUGUCAUGUGAGUGCAUUGUGUGGGUUUGAAACCAAAGGACGAAUGAAGCAUUCAGAGACUUAAUAUUUGCAAAAGGGAUACUCUGUAUUUUCUAUUUUAUUACAGGUACUGAUAUUUGUAAACUCAAUAAACUGUACCAUGCUGCUGCAUGUUUUCAAGGACAUGUUGAACAAUAAGGAUUGGGGAGUUGUUUUUUAAUGGUCACCUAAAGCAGCUGCUGUAGAAAUGUGGAACUAAAAUUCUCCAUCUCAACACACCCUCAUAAAUGUGUCAUUUGCAGGGUUUUUUUAAAUCGCUAUUUUAAAAGCAGGUACUUUUAGGCUCUGAAGAUCACGUGGACCAGAGCCACUUAAAGUUCAUUCGCAUCACAGUUCAUUGUCAAACUCCAUUGGAUGCUUUGUUCGAUGAUGUGUGUUCAUUUUUCAGCUUUGUGUUCAGAUGCUUAAGUGAGCAAUGAAGUCUAACUCCAGGUUGAACUUUCUCAUGCUUAAUCUCAGGCUAAAUGUAAAUGAUAUUUGUAAAGUUUGAAAAAAGUUCUGUUUACUCACUUCGAGUUAAGUAUGAAGAAAAGUGAUUGUAUGUUUAAAAAUUGAAAUUGUUCAUUUUGUGAUAAAUGACUGAUUGAUUCCGA
Messenger RNA from Carlito syrichta (Philippine tarsier), 2034 nucleotides. RefSeq names its product GSK3B interacting protein (gene GSKIP). The record is from RefSeq and is a predicted model, not a curated record. The transcript is spliced from 3 exons. Gene Ontology annotation, molecular function: protein kinase A binding; kinase regulator activity. The coding region runs from base 7 to 426 and encodes 139 amino acids. NCBI's taxonomy places the organism in Eukaryota, Metazoa, Chordata, Mammalia, Primates, Tarsiidae. Gene Ontology annotation, cellular component: cytoplasm. Gene Ontology annotation, biological process: regulation of canonical Wnt signaling pathway.